Crotalus tigris (Tiger rattlesnake) is the source of this 2255-nucleotide messenger RNA. Its product is annotated as interferon-induced protein with tetratricopeptide repeats 5-like. The transcript has 2 exons. Bases 270 to 1583 code for a protein of 437 amino acids. Gene Ontology annotation, biological process: defense response to virus. Gene Ontology annotation, molecular function: protein binding. Lineage: Eukaryota; Metazoa; Chordata; Lepidosauria; Squamata; Viperidae. Gene Ontology annotation, cellular component: cytosol. The record is from RefSeq and is a predicted model, not a curated record.
CUCCCUCCUUCUCUCUCUCUCACUCUGUCCCUCUCCCCCCUUCCAUCUCUCUCUCUCCCUCUCUCUCUCUCUCGCAAGCAAGCAAGCAAGCAAAAAACUCGGGCUCUUCGCUGACGCUUUCUCAGCAACCCAUUCUCUCGCUACUUUCGAUUUCGAUUUCCAGACUCCAGAAACGGAAAACGAAACUGACCCGCAGCAGCCGCCCGUCCGCCUCUACUCGCCUUGCCCCAAAUCGGGAGAGGCAGCCGGAGCGCGAGCAGUGCGGGAAGAUGAGACCCCUGAAGGAGAAGCUCCAGCGCCUGCAGUGUCAUUUCACCUGGGAUUUUGAGGUCAAGGACAAGAUGGACAUCAGACACUCUCUUGCUAGUCUGUCUCUCCGCCUGGAACACGGCCCCUUCUAUAACCGGGGCACCUAUCUCGCCCUGAAGGCCUAUCUGCGCCAUCUGGAGGGGAGCCCCAAAGAGGCCCUGGACAUCCUGAAGGAAGCCAAGGAGGUCUUGAGGAAGGAACCUCAAGAGACCUUCUCACGUCAGGUCCUGCUGGUCUACGGGAACUACGCUUGGAUUUGCUACCACUUGACCGAUUACAACAGAGUAGACCUCUACUUGGGACAGAUCCGCCAGAUCUGCCGGGACCUGUCCAGCCCUGAGCCCUACUCGGCCCCGAUCCCGGAGGUCUACGCCCAGAAGGGCUGGUCCCUCUUGGCCAUGGGCUUCCGGAACGGCCAGCUUGCCAGGCAGUGUUUCCAGACGGCCCUGGAGCUGCAGGAGUCCAAUGCGGAGCUGGAGGAGGGCCUGACUUUCUCCACCUUUGCUUCCUGGACACACUUUUACGAUGACAAGUUACAGGAAGAGUGCCGGAAGUUGCUGGAAGGGCUGAUCCGUAGCCAGCCCGAAAAUUAUGAAGCCAAAAUAUACUUGGCACAGAUUCUCCGUACGAAAGAUCCUGAAAGAGCGCGACACCUUGCCGACGAUGUGGUCCAGAACAGUCUCAACCCGGAACUCCUGAGAAUGGCCGCCAAGGUCAUUAAGCUCCACUCUACCUCCCAGGCCAUUUCCACCCUGAAGAAGGCCAUGGCCCUCCAAGGUGACUACUAUCUCUUGCACUACGACCUUGGCAUCUAUUACCUGGACCUCUUGGAGCGAGGAUUCGACGGGAACAGAGCGGAAAUCGUGGAAGACGCCACUGAGUGCUUCAAACGGUCACUGGAAUUCGAUCCUGGAUCUGUGUUUUCCCGGCUGAAGCUGGCGAAGUUGUACGGAGAGAAGCGCCCGCUUUAUGAGGAGGAGGUCUACCUGGGCUUGAUGGAGGAGCUGCCAACCGCCAGCAAGAGGUGCCAGCAGUCUUUCUAUCUGCACUGGGGGGAUUUCCUCCUCCGCAAGAAGGGGCAGAGGCAGGCAGCGCUGCGGGCGUACAGAGCCUGCUUGGAGGUGCCGGGGGACCACCCUCUGGAGCAGAAGCAGCUGGAGCAGCGUCUGAGAGAGCUAGCCAGGGCCUUCCGUUCUGAAGGCGAGACGGAACAAGAGAGAGCGGUCCAGCAUCUGCUGUACGAAGUGGCAACAAAACGUUUGGCUCCUCGUUGAAAUGCAGGAUGGGCCCUACACUCACGGGACCCUCCCCAGGAGCUAGUUGGGAAUAUUGGGGUGCCCUGGCUGUGUGGGUGUUGUCCUGGGUUGUUGUUGGCAAGGAAAAUAAUGUUUGUGACCACCUUUCCCUCCUUCUCUUACCUUUUGCUCUUUAGUGCAGGAAGCAUCCAGGGUGAACACCAGACACUUCUUCUACAACUCCCUGCUACUUACACACAAUAUUGUGCCAGGCUCUACAUGUCAGCGCUUAACAUCCAUCCGAGGAUGACCUGUGCUAUAAAGUAGAAUUAAGGAGGAUCUAGUUAAGGGCUUCCCAAACUUGGUAAAUUUAAGACUUGUGGACUUCAACUCCCAGAAUUCCUCAGCCAUUCUAGGAGUUGAAGUCCACCAGUUUUAAAGUUGCCAAGUUUGGAGACUCCUGAUGUAGUUCAUCAAACUGGAGUGCUCUGGAUUGUGAUAGAUUUGGUGUGCCAGAUACUAACCUAUGCCUCUGGCCCCCGCUAGAUACUUUUUAGUCUUUUGUUGUUUUAUAAGCAUACCUUCUUAUAACUCUCUGCUUUCCAAAAUUGUUAUUUGCUUGAUUCUGUUGUAUUUUGUUUUUAAUUGCCUGCACCUCCCUGUGCUGUUUGGGACUGUUUGACCAUAAUAAAGACUGCUGUUAGUAUGUUA